UGGCUGUAAGCCUACUACUGUGACUCAGGUAGCCGCAGGUGUGUCCUAAUAUCCACCAGACUGCUUCUGGUGUACCAUCAGUUCUCCUAUGUGUACCGUAGGAAAUGACCAAGCUUGAUUCAAGCCAAUUUAAUCAUAUAAUUUAAGUUUUUAAUCAACCAGUAGUUGUGUCAAACUUCUAUCAAAUCAGGACUGAACUUUUACUUCCGACAUCAGUCACGUGACUUCGACCCACCCUAACUCUCGCGAGGUCAUACCACACAAUAUUCUCUGUCAGCGACGAAAGAACCCAAGAUGGAGCAAACAAGGGCUUCUAACUGUUUUUCCGAGGAACAAUAUGAGGAGGCAAAGGCUGCCUUUGAAUUGUGUGAUACAGAUAACAGUGGUUCUAUCAGUGCAGAUGAACUCGGUAAUGUGUUAGGUGAAUCAGGUGUCAAACUUCCUAACUACAAAGUGCGGGUACUCCUAGAGAAAUAUGACACUUCUAAAGACGGAAAACUAAGCUGGGAGGAGUUUUCUAAAAUUUACAAAGAUUCAAAAGCCGAGACUGAUGUCGGUCACAAGUUCAAAAAAGCAGUGAAUAAAAGACAGGACUUGUUAACUCAUGGAGGAACAUCUGAGGCAUCGGUAUCUGGGACAACUCACAGUGUCAAACAUGCAGAGACGAAAGCAUAUUCUGAUUGGAUCAAUAGAAAGCUGAGUAGUGAUGAGGAUUGUGUGAAGUAUGAAUUUCCUAUAGUCGAAAAGGAUCUCUUCGAAAAAACCAAGGACGGUAUCCUGCUAUGCAAGUUGAUAAACCAAGCGGUCGCAGAAACAAUAGAUGAGCGUACAAUAAACAAAACGAAAAUGAAUGCAUUCACUCGUACAGAAAACCAGAACCUUGUCAUCAAUUCUGCCCGUGCCAUCGGCUGUACUGUGGUCAAUAUUGGCCCAGUGGAUAUAGAGAACGGCGAAAAAAAUCCUCAUCUUAUCCUUGGCCUGCUCUGGCAGAUCAUCAGAAUUGGCUUGUUGAGUGAGGUGAAUAUUGUGAAGCACCCUAACCUUGCAGUCCUUCUUCAAGAAGGCGAGACUAUGGAGGACUUGCUGAGGUUGAGUCCAGAACAGAUCCUUAUUCGCUGGGUCAACUACCAAUUAGCAAAGUCAACUUCAUCAAAACGUGUGUCAAACCUAACGGAGGAUAUCAAGGAUUCUGAAGCGUACACAUACUUACUUCAUCAAAUUGCUCCGUCUAACGCUGGUGUUUCAACGCUAGCUAUGAAUAUUGAUGACACGAAUGAUCGUGCAGCUGCCAUGUUAGAAGAGGCAGAUAAGAUCGGCUGUAAGAGUUUCAUUGGUCCAGCAGAGGUGGUUGGAGGUCACCAAAGACUUAACCUUGCCUUUGUAGCCAAUUUGUUUAACAACUACCCAGCUCUGGAAGAUGCUAAUGUUGAGCCAGUUGACAUGAACCAUGAAGAAACGAGAGAGGAAAAAACAUACCGUAACUGGAUGAACAGUCUAGGUGUUGAUCCCUAUGUACACAGAUUGUACAGUGACUUGAGUAGCGGAUUAGUCCUUUUUCAAAUCUAUGACUGUAUCAGGAAAAAAACUGUUGAUUGGAACAGAGUUCACAAAAAAUUCAGCAAACUUAAAGGCAAUUUUGAAAAACUAGAGAAUUGCAAUUACGUGGUGGAACUUGGAAAUCAGUGUCGCUUUUCACUUGUGGGGAUCGCAGGGGAAAAUAUUCACUCAGAAAAUGAAACUUUGACACUUGCCCUGGUGUGGCAGCUGAUGCGUGCUUACACGCUGGCUGUACUCAAUAAACUAAAGGACAGACAGGAUGGUCAGAUGAUCGCUGAUGCACAAAUUAUUGCUUGGGCAAACGAGAAGUUGGCAAUGGAAGGUAAGGCAAGUAGAGUGGGGUCUUUCAAGGACAGAAAGCUCUCUGAUGGAAAGAUCAUCCUAGACCUGAUUGAUGCUAUCCAACCUGGUUCUGUCAAGUAUAGCAACUUCCAAGAUGGAAAUACUGAAGAGGAAAAUUUAAGUAACGCCAAGUAUGCCAUCUCCUUGGCCCGGAAAAUCGGUGCACGGGUAUAUGCAUUGCCAGAGGACAUUGUGGAAUAUAAACCGAAAAUGAUUCUAACAAUAUUUGCCUGUCUGAUGGUGAGGGACCUUCAGGAUUUGGACCAGAAGGCAGAAUAAACAGGUCAGGUUAAGACCAGAAAGACAUUUGAAAGCAUGGUAGCCCUUUUUAACUCAAGACAACACCAUUAAAAUGCUACACUUGGACAAUUCAACCUCAGAAGUCCAGGACUGGAUAUGUUGAGAACUCGGGGCUUCAUAAUCUCUCCAUUUGAUAGCUCUGCAGCAGCUAGACAUGUAAUUAUUCAUCUCCCAGAGAAAAAACUUAACAGCAGGAGUGUUUUAUCGCGAUUUUCCUUUUGAUAUGAAGUCAAGGUAUCAACUUGGUGAAGGACAUAUAUGGACAUUUUAUUUGUAAAUGUUUUCUGAAUUUGAGAAUUUAGACAGAAAAAAAAAUACUUCUUUAGUAAAUGUUUCUACUUCCGAGAUGAAUUAAAUGACUCACAAUGCCUGAAUAUAGGUGAAAAUGGCUAUGAGUUUCCAAGACCAGUUUCUUUAGGUAGGGCAUUGCAAGAAUCCUAAUUUUACAGUCCCACAAAAUGCCUUGUUGUUUGACAAUCCGUUACAUGUGGUUUAGAUUAGGUAAAUUAUUUUCAAGAAACAAAAUAUGUAAUUGCAAAAUCUGUAUGUGAACAUCUAUAUAACUCCAUGUUGAUCUUCAAACUAUUGUCUGAACUGUAGUUUGAAACCAUCUCAAUAUCUGAAAAACCAGAUGGGUCAGAUAAAUUGGCUUCAACUUGGAGUUACCAUUAUAUGUACCAGUAUGGAAGUAGACACCAAUGCUAUUUGGUGUGAAUGGUUGGUCUCUGGAAGAUGUUUAACUGUAUAUCAUAUAUCAGGCCAUCAGUCUGCAAAGUGUAGCAUGGGUUUCUCAUGUCCUCAUCAGGCGGAAUAUACUUUUUUUUAUCAAAACCAUUAAAAAAUGGAAAAAAAAAAAAAAAAAUCUUGAAAUAUUAUUUCCAUUGUGAAUAAUUUCAUUUACAAAUGAAAGUACAAGCUCUGAAAGAUAGGAAAACAUUUCAUAUUUAUCUUGAAAACAUUUUAAGAAAUUGUUUUGAUUUCAUGUGUAGUACAUAUCAUACCUUAUCAAAAUACCCAUUCAUGUAAUAUUACAUUUAGAUCAUAGCUAUACUUGAGUUAAAAUCUAACUGUAUAUAUAUACAUCAGGAUGAUUUUGUUACAUUUUUUUUUUUGAAAAAAUUAAAUACAAAUUUAGUAUAGAACAUAACCUGGACACAGUUUCUGUAUUUUUGUUUGUUUUUGUUUUUGUUACACUUGAACCAUACCACAUAUGAAUAAGAACAAUGAAGCGGAUUCUUUACCGAUCCGUGUGGACAAAUAACUCUGUGAUAGAUAUGUAUAGCCACUAUAUCCGCUGUGUGUAACUGAUUGUGUAUAUGGUAGACAGGCAUUCAGUCUCUAGGAUUGUUACUAAUGUCCCUGUCUGUUGACUUGAGCAUGUAUGAGAGGCUGUUGAAACAGACAUAUCACCUCCACUUUUAGACUUGCUCAAGUCCAUAGACAUGAAAAUAAUUUAGACUGAAAGCAAGUCUCGAUAUUUACCUAAUAUCUCAUUUUAUAAGCCUACUAUAAAUAAUCAUAUGAGUGGAAAAGGAGUGUGAUGUUUCUACUACACUACCAGGUAGAUGUUUAUUGUUACAGAUAUUUGUACAUUGUCAACAUGCAAACUUUAUCACUUUGUAUAAUGGACCAAUUUUAAGUGAGAAUGGAUUUGUGAUAAAUACAUGGACCAAUUAUAAUACAAUUUUGGACCAAUUUCUGUUUUACUGUUUGGGUGCAUGAUAUAUAUUUACAUGUUGUUUUCCUCAUCAUUUAAAUGUGUCAAAAAUCAGUGAAAUGAAAUUUUGUCGACCAACGUUAUGGGAAUCUAUAUUUAAAUGCUUUACUUAUGUACAUCAGAUGGAUUCAAUGAUAUUCAAAGAACUCAAUAAAGUUUUUUGAUAUUGUUAAGACUGAGAAAGAAAGCAGAUAUUGAAUAUCAAACAAUUGUAGUAUGUCAGUGUUCAGAUAUAUAAAGCAGAUAGUCCCAGCAUUCUGAUUGUAUUUAAACGAAGACGAGUUUGAUUUGACGGGCAUUUUGUCUGACUUCGAAUUACAUCACCAUUCUAUGGUAGCAAACUCAAUGUGUUUAGAAUAAUUUUUUUUUUUUUUUCACAAAACAGAAAAAAAUUUAGAUAAAAAGAAAUGAAUAAAACAUGAAGAUGCUUCAUGAUGGGAUUUUAUCCACUCUCCUUCCAGGUGUGAUAUUGUUACUGUUUAUCCUUUUUCCGCAACGUCUCGAUAGAAUUUUUAUGCCCUAAUUCACUAAAAGGCCUGCCUACACAUAACGGUACUCUGGUCUAUAUGCAGAAAGUAAUGGGACUCGUACUACUUUGUAAUUUAAAGAGAGGGGCCAUGAUAUUGAUCCAAUAUAUUUUGAAUUUUCAUGUUUUCAGUAUUUUAUGCAAAUAGUUAUAUUUCACAUAAAAUAUAGUUUAUACUUCCAUAAUCUGUUGAUAAGUGCAAAAUAUUAUUUUUAUAUGCUUGUUAUCUUAAUAGCUGAUUUUCAAUUUAUCUUUACAUAUUUUCUUUUCCAAAGCUAUUUUCGGCUGAUCUUACGGCUUUGUUUUUUUUUUUUUUUUGUUGAUAUACUUUGAAGCUACAUAUCUUUCCUGUAUUGAACUUUUUUUUGUUCAUUGGUUCUGAAUUUGGUAUUAAUUAAAAACUUUGGGCAUCAAGGUUUGGUAAUGAUAACAUUAACAGAGUUUGCCUGGUUUAAUCUUGGUCUUUUGUGUUUGACUAUUUCGGUCAUUCUGUUCGGUGGAAUAUUUACGAAAUUUGCUGUCUUUUGAUUAACGCUAUGUUUGUAUUUAAAAAUAUUAGUUUUGCUGAAAUAUUUAUCACAAUAUAUAAAUUUCAAUUGGGCCCAUUGUUGGUAAACAACAACCUGCUGAUUAGAUCAUAAUGUAAUAUGUGUUUAUCCUGCUUCAGAUUUUUAUCAUUCUUUCAUAUUAAACAUUUUUACACAUAUUACGGGCCAUGAUUUUACAUGGUUUUGCUAAAGUAGAAUUUAUUUGGAAAUAUGUUCCUAAGCUUUUCAUUUUUCUUUAUAUUCCAACCAUGGAAUUAUUUGAAAGUAAAUACACUUACCUUGAUAAUUCAUAUUACAGGUCCAUUUUGUAAACUAUUGAGCUAUAUAAUAAUGAGUUAUAUGUUUUCAAGUGUAAAGUAAAACCUUUCUAAUCUGACAUCAACAAAAUGUUAGUCAGAUAACAUAGAAUGACGGACUACACAGGUCUUAUUUUAUAGUGUUCAUCAAAAUAGGACCAUAGCAUUAUUUUGAGGAUAUCAGGAUAUGCUUGGGUUGGAUAAGAAAAGUUUCACAACACUAACUGAUGUUAAGGUGCUGGUACAAGUGUACAUUUUUUUUUUAUUAUUUCUCAUAUGUUUCAGCAUUGUCCCAUCAAAACAUCACUCCAGUAAAUUCCAUUGUUUCCAUUUAUCAUUCUGUCUUGAAUCUGAAUGCGAGAUUACAUUUUAACAAACCUUUGAUUCAAACUGUGGUUUAUUAUCAUAAUUGAUAAAAGAAUGGUUAAAAAUGUUCUUGCUAUAUAUAUAAACUGUUAAUUUAAUUGUUUCUUAAUUGUAUUGCUGCUUCUCAUCAUAUGAAAAAGUCCCCAUAUUGUUUGGUUACAGAGAUAGAAAUAUGUAUGUGAUUUAUGUGUGGAAUGACAGAAAACAGAUUAAUAAGCAGGUAAUUGUACAGAUAAAAUUUAUAUUAGUUUUAUAAUUUAACUGAAACAAUAACCCUCAUGAAAUCUAAUGGAAUAUGAAGACAGAUGAUCUUGUAAAAAUAUGAAUAUAUUGAAAACAGGACAUUUCUACAACUGCAGGAUGUUCCCUAUUUGCUGUUUUUUUUAAUUCAAACUAUGGAUGAAAAAUUGGGAAGUGGAAAUGAAGCCAUAUUUAUUAAUAUCUAUUCAAAUUAUUUUUAAAAACAUGUCUAUUAUUCUUUUUGCUUUUUUAUGUAUAUUAUGUAUAUACAUUUAUAUAAUAUAUAUAAUAAAUAACACCAAUGAUUAGACUUAUAUACAAAUAAUAUUCUUUAUAUAAUGUUAAGUUUUCUCUAUACACAUGGACCAGCACACUAGGUGUGAAUUUGAAGGUUUAUAUUAUAUAUUUGUUUAAUAUGCAAGGAAAGAAUGCUUAUACUUUAUUUUAAGAUUGAUUUGAAUUAUUCAUAGUUAUGUUUACACGAGUUAAUGGACAAUGUCCAGCUAUAUACCUAUAUAUCUGUCUGUAUGGUGUGGCUAGCCAGAGGGACGGGUGACCAGAAACUAGGUCAGAUUGAAAAGACCCAUGUAAGUAGUAAGUAAUCUUUGAUAAAUAAAAUUAUAUAUUCAACAA
Messenger RNA from Pecten maximus, 6525 nucleotides. Its product is annotated as plastin-1-like. Gene Ontology annotation, biological process: actin filament bundle assembly; actin filament network formation. The record is from RefSeq and is a predicted model, not a curated record. Gene Ontology annotation, cellular component: actin filament bundle; actin filament; cytoplasm. The transcript is spliced from 13 exons. Bases 295 to 2178 code for a protein of 627 amino acids. Gene Ontology annotation, molecular function: actin filament binding; calcium ion binding. Lineage: Eukaryota; Metazoa; Mollusca; Bivalvia; Pectinida; Pectinidae.